CAUAAUAAAUCUGCGGAAAUUUUUAUUAUAACUAUUAAAAAAUUACAAAACUUACGACCCGAUCAAAGUUCAUUAAUUUAGCAAUUAAUUCUAUAUGAAAAAUAUUUAUAUACUAACAAUUUGAUUGCGAAAAAGUGUAUGUAUAUGUUAGCACAGUGUCUGCUAGAGCGUAUGAAUCACGUCAUUGUAGAAUAAAUGUAUUAGGAACUGACCACAAGGAUGCGUAAUACCACUAAAGUAGAGGCAUUAAUAGAAAGUUGCCGCAGUGAAGGCAAAUGGCAAAAAGUAAUAGAAUUAACCGAUGAGUUAAAAACUGGAUCACCUAAUAAUGAAUGUUUAGCUCACUUUCUGGUAGGCGAGGCCAGGUUAGAAAGUUAUCUUGAGGACAAUCCUCCAAUUGAGAGUAAUUUCAGCAAAGCAAAAAAUGGCCUACAAGAAUCAAGAAGAUAUCUUAAUUUGGUAACUGGAGAAAAUGGACAAAAAGCUGGCAUUGCUUUGGAUGCUUACCUACUGCUGGCCAAGCUUUGCUAUGCUUGUGGAGAAUAUGAAAAGAGUUUGGAGAAUUUUAUAAAGGCCGAAUUAAAUACUUUGGCUGAGAAGGAAUUGACAUUACGAAGUCUAAAAAUCUUGGCUGAAUCAUAUGCCAUUAAAGGAUUAUGCUUGGAAAAUCAAACGGCCAAACCAACAUCAAAGUUUAAAAAGGCUGAAAAGGAAACGGAAAUGAUCUCGUGUUUCGAACGUGCAACGGAUUUGGGAUUAUUAUACCUUCAGGAACAGGAUAUUGCUACAUACUCUGCUUCUGCCAACAAUACGGGCGGUUCUACGUUGGCUAUUAAUGCCAGCGUUCAGCAAUCUGCUAGUAACAUGGCCAUCAGUUCGACUAUACCAGCAAAUCCCUUAGAAUUAAAUAGACGCAUGGGUGCAAUACUGGAAACAGCAUUACAGAGAGCACCAAUAGUACUAAUUAAAGCUGGUAAAUUACAAGACGCUAUUGACCGUUAUCGCACCAUGUUGAAUGCCAUCGAAACUAAAACGACACAAUCUUUACGUUUAACAUUAGCCAGACAACUGGCUGAAGUGUUGUUGAGAGGAGUAUCGGGUACAAUUUAUACAGCACCAUUUCAAAAGAAACAGGGAGCGAGCUCGGCUAUAAAAUCCUCAGGAUCAGCAAAGAAAUUAUGGAAGCCCAGAAAAUAUGCUGCCAGAAAUCAAUUUGUGCCACGUAAUCAACAAGAAGAGACUAUAUUGUUAUUACUAAUAGCAGAAGCUUUAGCUGUGCGGGAUACAGUUUUAUCACAGAGCCCCGAAUUUCGUGUGGCACGUACGCAUGCUAUGGGUAACGCCACAGCCGUAUACGAUUUACUGACAUUAGCCACUGUACGCUGGGGCCUCAUACAGCUAUUGAAUGAAUCUUUUGAAAAGGCUUUGAAAUUUUCAUUUGGCGAACAACAUGUCUGGCGUCAAUAUGGUAUUUCCCUAAUGGCUGCUGGCAAGCAUAUGCAUGCUCUAAGAGUUCUACAGGAAGCCAUGAAACUUAAUCCUGGUGAUCAUUUACCAUGUCUUUUAGCUGCCAAACUGUGCUACGAAUCAUUGGGCCUCAUAAAGGAAGGAUUAGAUUUCGCCCAACAAGCCCUGAAGAGAGAAACUAAAGGUCUAAGACCAUCACGUUGUCAACUCUAUGUGGGUAUAGGCUAUCAACAACUGGCCAUACAGAGUAUGCUAAAAACUGAACGCGAAAAUUACCACAAACUUGCACUGGAUGCUCUCGAGAAGGCAGUACAAAAUGAUGGCAACGAUCAUUUGUCCGAAUACUAUUUGUCUUUGCAAUACGCUCUUUUGAAUAACAUUUCCGAAGCAUUAACGCAUAUACGUUUUGCUUUAGCUCUACGUACUGAACAUGCUCCCAGUUUACAUUUAUUUGCUUUACUUUUAACCGCUUCACGACGUCCACGAGAAGCUUUGGUUGUGGCCGAAGAUGCUUUAGAAGAAUUUCCAGAUAAUUUGAAUUUAUUACAUGUCAAAGCCCACCUACAAUUACAUUUACAGGAUGCUGAAAUUGCUUUAGUCACAGUUCAGCGUAUGCUGGCAAUAUGGCGUGAAUUAUACGAGGGUCAAGUUAAUGUUGAAAACGAGGAAAAACAUUCCGAUACCAAGAGUGUUGUGUUGCAUGUGCCCUCUUCUCAAAUGUCUGAUAAGGAUUCGAAUUCUGUUUAUGCGGCUUCUCUGGCGGCAGUAUCCCGGGUGGAACAAGCUUUAAGUGAAGCAGCUAGUUCAUUAAGUUCGUUUACACCGCGACCUGGACCACAAAGACCCUGGAUGAUACAAAUUAAGAUAUGGCUACUUUUGGCUGAUGUUUAUUUAAAUAUCGAACAACCAGCUGAGGCUUUAAAUUGUAUACAUGAAGCAUCAUCAAUUUAUCCCCUAUCUCAUCAAAUAAUGUAUAUGAGAGGCCAAGUUUGCGUUUAUUUAGAACAAUGGAAUGAGGCAAAACAAUGUUUCCUAAAUGCUGUUUCGGCCAAUCCUAAUCAUACCGAUGCUUUAAGAGCUUUAGGAGAAACUCAUCAUGUUUUGGGUGAACCCCGUUUAGCUGAGAAAAUUCUAAAAGACGCCGCCAAGCUAGAUCCCCAUUGUCCAAAAAUAUGGUUUACACUAGGCAAAGUUUUGGAAUCAUUGGGCGAAUAUACCGCUUCUGCAGAUUGUAUGGCUACGGCUUUACAACUAGAGCCCACAUGCCCUAUACUUCCAUUCACCUCUAUAGCAUUAACAUUUGAAUAGAUUUUAUUGAUUUUUUUUUUACAUAUAAAAAUACUUUUUUAAUAUUUUGAUGUUAUUUUUUUUUAUAUUACACAUAUACAUGUAAACAUAUACCUCUUUUUUUCUAAUAUUAUUGUUAAUUGUUAUUUAGUAUGGUGUCGUAUAAACUGUAUGAUAAUAUUGGUUUUCAUACGUUAUCUGUUAAAGAUAAACAAACUUGUAUAAUUUUAAGAAAACCUGAAUUACAGUAUUAACAUGUAAUGCGAUAAUUUUUCUUAAACAUACAACGCUAAUUUUCAAUUAUAAACCUGGUUAAAUUGAAUUUUUAAUCAUAAUAUAUGUAAAUCAUUGUUAAAUUUUUUGUUUUUUUUCUGUGUGCAGGAUUUAUAAGUACGUAUACAUUAUUUUGUUAAUUAUAUACAAAGUAUAUGCGAUAAUUAAUAUUUAUUAAUAUGUAUUAAAAUGAUAUCAAAAUAAACAAUAAAAAUAUUGUUAGCAAUAUA
Messenger RNA from Calliphora vicina (urban bluebottle blowfly), 3257 nucleotides. It is a transcript of the gene Ttc7, whose product is annotated as tetratricopeptide repeat domain 7. Gene Ontology annotation, molecular function: protein binding. The record is from RefSeq and is a predicted model, not a curated record. Gene Ontology annotation, biological process: protein localization to plasma membrane; phosphatidylinositol phosphate biosynthetic process. The transcript is spliced from 8 exons. The coding region runs from base 220 to 2775 and encodes 851 amino acids. NCBI's taxonomy places the organism in Eukaryota, Metazoa, Arthropoda, Insecta, Diptera, Calliphoridae. Gene Ontology annotation, cellular component: plasma membrane.